AUGGACGAAAAACAGGCGUCUGGGAGGCCUAGCGGGAUCCCUCGCAUGUCCCGUCUGCCUCUUCCAAGAACAGCUCCAGCUCCAGCUCCAGCUCCUACUGUUCGACCAUCUCCAUCGCGAGAAGGCCUGAACUCGGGCUUGAAGAACCCCCGACUUCGCCCAGCUGCUUCGCGAGACCAAUUGGCCCCGGCCGCUGCUCUCAAACAACCCGAAUCUCGCACGACUACGAGACCGAAACGAGAGAUCCAGCCCCCAUCCACGAGAAAGACCGAAUUGAGAGCGCCCACUGCUGCACUGAGAUCUUCCAGAAGCGUGCCCCGACUGCAGUCCAAGGGACCGGUAAUCCAGAACCCCCCUACGCCUCCAGAAGAACCCCGACGAGCAAUCACUCCGCGCUCGGCAAGCGUUACGCGAAGCCCCUCAGAGGACAAUGUUGCCACCCCAAGCUCGAGUCGUCUGGAUGACCCAAUUACUUUGACGAAAGACAAGAUGAGCCCACAAGUUGCCGACGGUGAUGCCGAACCCGAUCCUCGGGACUUUGAUACGCUGAGGACACCCUCCCUCAAGCCUCGUCCUUCCCUCUCAGAACGAACAAUCGAGACCCUUCAACAACUACAAUCCUCGCCUUCUCUUAGCCACAAGACCUCUGCCUUCUUCGACCCCGACGGCACCAUGCGGCCUCGUUCACGCGCCGGCAGCGGCAACUCGAGACCUGGCUCAAGCUACACUUCCGAUGGAUCUAUGCGGCCUGCGUCCCGGCACAGCAGACCAAGCUCGAGCUCCGGUGCUGAAGAGAACCCAUUCGCCAAUGCUCGACCGGCUGCGAACGCGUAUCGGCCUUUGGGCGCCAUUGAAGGUACCCCUGCUCGCCGUGUAUCGAGCAUUCGUUCCCUCCGAGCACCAACGAUUAGAGCUACGUCCCAGUCAUCACCUUCCGGUCCGUCUACUAUAUCGGCGAUACCGGUCAACCAGAGUCCCAGUCCAACGAGACCAACCAGCAUCAUGGCACCACCACCCAAGGCUGGUGCAAAGACGCUGGCUGCUCGCCCUCUAAAGGCCCGCGCCUCAGUCAAUGGACUCUACAAGAAGCCAUCUCUGCCAACAAUGACCCAGCCGGCUCCAGCGUCUGUUGCUUCGCCUCAGCCCAAGAAACUGACACCAUCCAAGUCCUAUGGAUCCCUACGAAGGCCCGGACCGUCAAAGAUUGGUGCUCCAGCCCCUAGCGCCUCCAAAGACACGGAUGAGUCUGGCGAAUCUGCAGCGACAAAGUCAUCCAAUGCUCUGCGGGAGCAGAUUGCCAAGGCCCGAGCAGCCAAGCGCGUUGCAGACCGACAAGCUGCGGAAGCGGCAACAGCUCCAAGCACCGCUCCGAUGGCAGAUGCUUCUGGAAGCGCUGUCCAAUCUGAACCUCCCAUCAUCCCAGUGGACGACGGCUUCGACUUUGGCAUCGCUAUCACGCAAGAUCCUUUCAACACGAAGAGAUCGGAGACCUCUCAGACCAAGAUCAUUCAGCAGAGGCUCGGCGCUGCCCGCAGCAGUGGUAGACUCAACAUCGCAGCCAUGGGCCUCAAGGAGAUCCCGGUCGAGGUUCUGAAGAUGUACGACGCGGAGUCCAUGGGCACUUAUGAUGGCUCCUGGGCUGAGACUGUCGAUCUGACCCGCUUUGUAGCUGCUGAUAACGAGCUAGAGACCAUCGACGAUACCAUCUUCCCAGAUAUCACAGCGGAAGAAAUAGCACAGGAUGAGGACUCGAACGGCAACAUCUUUGGCGGUUUGGAGGCGAUGGACUUGCACGGCAACUCGUUGAUCUCUCUGCCGAUGGGAUUGAGACAGCUUCCUCUGCUCACAUCGCUCAACUUGUCCCAAAACCGCCUUGCAAACAACUGCCUCGAAGUCAUCACCCAGGCCAAGGCCCUCAGAGACUUGAAGCUCGCCAACAAUCUCCUGUACGGUCCUCUGGACCCCAUUUUCACCAACCUCGAGAAUCUCGAAAUUUUUGACCUUCACGGAAAUAACGUAUCAUCGCUUCCUCCUGGUAUCGAAAGUCUAUCUAGGCUGCGUGUCCUCAACCUAAGCGAGAACGGCUUCGAAUCCCUGCCUUUUGCGAGUUUCUCCAAGCUUCCACUGACGGAAUUAUUGGCGAAGAAGAACAAGCUGACUGGCACGCUGAUUGAAGACGGGGCCGAGUCUCUUCCAAACCUUCAAAUGCUAGACCUCUCAUGCAACCAGUUGACACGUCUGGUACCCUCCGGAUCAGUCAUCAACUUGCCUUCUGUUCAUCAAGUCAUCAUCUCGAUGAACCGCCUGCAAGAGCUGCCAGAUGUCAGCUCCUGGCCUAGUCUCAUGACCCUCAACGCAGACGAGAACGCCAUUCCGGAAUUCCCAAAGGGUUUCACUGCGCUCGAGAAGCUGAGGCAUGUCGACUUCUCUGCCAACGACAUUCGUGCGGUUCCGCCCGAGAUUAGUAGAAUGGACAAUUUGACUAUGGUUCGCCUCGCUGGUAACCCGUUGCGCGAUAAGAAGUUUGUCUCUGCCACGACGGAAGAGCUCAAGGAGGUGCUUGCCGGCAGACUUGAGCCGCCUCCGCCAUUCAAGGACGAGGACACUGCGAUAAUCAGCGAGGCACACCUUGAGGAGCCCCAUGACAUUCAACCAGAGACCACUGCUGCGCCAGCCGCCGAAGCUUCAGUUCGCGAUAGUCACUCGGACGAGGACGACUUCGCUACCCCUCCCACCUCUUCGCCGACCUCACCGGCACGGGCGCGUUCGCAAACGCUAGCCAAUGAGACGUGGCCCGUCAAGCAAGGUGUCCUGGAUCGAUCCAAGACUAAGUCGGCUUCGUUGCACCCUGUGGUCUGUUCUAAGGUUGCUGCUGACAACAAGGUAAUCGAAGUGCAGUUGCAUCACAACCUUUUUACCUGUUUCCCGAACUCGCUGUCCUUUUUCGCCGAGUCUCUAGCCGCGCUGUCUCUUGCGCACAACCAGCUGGUCGGCGAAACCUACUUGACGGAGGAGCUUGACCUUCCAGCACUGCGUGAGCUGAACCUCGUCAGCAACCAUAUUACCAGCCUCUCACCGUUGACCACGCACCUGAUCGCCCCGCAACUGGAGAAGAUGGACGUUUCUUUGAACCGCAUCACGGCUCUUCCAACUGAUUUGCGUGCGGUUUUCCCCCGGCUCGUCGUUCUUUUGGCAGCAAACAACCACUUGAUCGAGCUCGACCCAGACACCAUCAAGGGCAUGGAGGUUGUUGAUGCUGGUAAUAACGAUAUUGCACACUUGAACCCGAGACUCGGCCUACUUGGUGGUACUGGCGGACUCAAGCGUCUGGAGGUCGCUGGCAACCGUUUCAGAGUUCCUAGGUGGAAUGUUCUUGAACGGGGUACGGACGCUACUCUACGGUGGCUGAGGGGCCGCGUGCCAGUAGCGGAGAUGGCCUCGUGGAAGGUUAGCGAAGGUGACUCGGGCAAUGCUUCCGACACCAGCCUAGACGAUGUGGACUGA
Colletotrichum orchidophilum is the source of this 3504-nucleotide messenger RNA. RefSeq names its product leucine Rich Repeat family protein. NCBI's taxonomy places the organism in Eukaryota, Fungi, Ascomycota, Sordariomycetes, Glomerellales, Glomerellaceae. The record is from RefSeq and is a predicted model, not a curated record. The coding region runs from base 1 to 3504 and encodes 1167 amino acids. The transcript is spliced from 2 exons. Gene Ontology annotation, molecular function: protein binding.